Lithohypha guttulata is the source of this 195-nucleotide messenger RNA. It is a transcript of the gene VMA11, whose product is annotated as v-type proton ATPase 16 kDa proteolipid subunit 2. Gene Ontology annotation, cellular component: proton-transporting V-type ATPase, V0 domain; membrane. Lineage: Eukaryota; Fungi; Ascomycota; Eurotiomycetes; Chaetothyriales; Trichomeriaceae. Bases 1 to 195 code for a protein of 64 amino acids. Gene Ontology annotation, biological process: proton transmembrane transport. The record is from RefSeq and is a predicted model, not a curated record. Gene Ontology annotation, molecular function: proton-transporting ATPase activity, rotational mechanism. The transcript is spliced from 2 exons.
AUGUCUGGUAUCAUUGCUGUCUACGCUCUCGUUAUCGCCGUUCUUAUUGCUGGAGACAUGGCGCCACCUCCCGAAUCUUACAGCUUGUUCACUGGUUUCAUGCAUCUUGCUGCUGGUCUAAGCGUGGGCCUUUCUGGUUUAGCCGCCGGAUACGCUAUUGGCAUAGUGGGAGAUAUGGGUGUCUUUACGGCCUGA